CUUAAGUCCGAGCAGUACUGCAACUAGGAGCCGCACGAGCGAAUCAGCCACCUGUUCUUGUGCAACCUCCAUGAAGUAGGGCUGUACGAGAGUCAGUUAUGCCUGUGCUGUAAAAUACAGCAACACGGCACAUCGGUCAUAAGAUGGACGAGGAAGUAAGUUCUUUCUCCGCUGGUAACUUCACCAUGCGGGUACCAGUGUCUUCCUGCCGCAGCAGGAGCCCACCUACGGCAUCCUCGUCGUCGUCUUUUUUUUCAACUAGAACCACACGAAGAAGAAACAAAACCCAGACACGACUGGUCAACAAAAUUCUGCUCUCCACCGCUGCGACGGUUUACCUGCAGCAACUGCCUGCAAACACGGACGCCGCGAAGAUCCCGAUUCUGGUAUCCGGCCCGGAAUACCACCACAAGGCGGACAUUUGCACGCUCGCGAAGCAUCUCUUUGCCUCGGAAAGUCCGAAGAUUUUGCUAGAGAACAAACCCACGUCACUGCUCAACUGGGCCGGGGACGAUGUGGCGUCGACCUGUACGCCCACACACAGUCCGAGGUUACUGGACUUUGAAGCCGUUUUCAACUCAGUGACCGCGAACGAUGAUGUAUUAAUGUUGAGGUCUUUGCUACUUUUUUGUUUUGCUAGCUAGUUGAUGUAGUAGGAAAAAAAAAUACAAAAAGUGUCGGGAUUCCAAAAUCAACAUUAUGCGCAAUAAUUUCACCACCUGCAUCUAAUUGUACAGGUCAUCCUUUUUCUCGUUGGGCAGGGGGGUUACAAAACCUUCAAUUUCCCCGUGAACCCCUUCGACGGCGCGGACUGGAAAUCCUGGGACCAGCGUAUUGAGAGGAAAAAUCCCCCCACCCCAUAUUCAAACGGGAAUUUCUCUUGCUGGAUUUGUAGACACAAAUCAGCUCUGUCUUGCAGUGAGGCACUGGAGGCAGAGCCUAAGCCUGCGUCGGGUGUUACGCUUAGGUUUGGUAUAGGUGCUUAGCAUAGCAGAGGCCUGCCAUAUCGGCGCAGCAGCUUUACAAAUCGCCCGCAUAAAGCGACAGACUCUUUGCGUUUGCCCUCCUGCAAAAGAGACAGGAUCUGUGGUCACAAAUCAGCAUUACAUUUUUCAGAAGUAUACCUUUUCAGUAUGGAGAGUGGGGAUUUUUUACUUUGAUACAGCGAAAACAGCUUUCUCGGCAAGCUCUUUACCAAGUCAUCGCCGGCGCGAAGUUUAACAGCUUGGUACAGAAGUGGCUGUUGAAUUUGUCGUGCUGGUGUCUCAUUAUGUGCGCAACUGCUUUAUUUCUUGUCAUGCAGUUGUAACUGCAAAUGUAAAAAGAACAGUUAAUCUACGCGGACUUUCCCGAAGCGGGCACCAUGUUCGAAGAAGGGUUACUACCGCCGAAUGCAGUUUAUGGAGCGAAAAAAUGUGUUUCAGUUAGUUUCGAAUUUUUCGUGGUCGUGAUGUUGCAGAACCAGCAACACAGACAACCUCUGUCAUGGGGGACAUGCUCAGGAGGAGCCUUUUUAUUUCGUGCAUGUUUUUUCCUUGGGCUUGCGCUUGGUGAUCAUGAUCUCCACGUUUUAGCUUUUUUUUCGUCAUGCAGACCACCAAACCUGCUCCUGCAUCUCGUCCGCCACGGCCACAUGCGUAACUGUAACACGUUUUUUCUUUGGAUACGAUGGCGGUCACGAGAAAGACAGCGGAAGUGGGGAAUUGCUUCCUCAGCCCGCACACGACGGGGUGCCGCUCAAAUAUUUUCACCCAGGCGGUCAUGAGGAACUGGGGUAAGAACUACACAUCAUUUCCGUUUUGUCAUUUAUUUUCGCACUGUAAAACUAAAAGUAAAAACGAAAACCGCAUGUAGUGAUAUGUUUUUUGUUGGUGUUUUUUUACGCAUGACCAUCUUCCUAGGCACCACCGUGAAGGCACACACCCGGUUGCUUGCGGAUCUUUUCGACGACCUGGAGGUUCACAAUACGGAGAGCACGGUAUCGAUUCGCUUCUGAACAAUAAGCUUUCUAGUUCUAAUAGUUGUCGUGCGAAAAUUGAGUGGGAAAGCACUGCUGUCGUGCGUUUGACAACACCACGUACGCAUAUCGCUAUCAGGUCUACACCACCAAUAGCCUCACAACGUACUUUGCCCAAGCUUCCCCGGCCUUUGGCACCGCGACGAGCUCCGACGACGUCUGCACCAAUGCGAACAUCGAGCUCUGCCGGCUAUACACGGUCAACGGCUACGGUUCUGCCGCUAAUAACCCAGCGACGUUGCAAGGCGCCGUGGUCCCGAUCUUGCAGAGUCGGGAGUCAGAGGACCAAUUCUUCAUGAAGGUGUCCAACUGCAACGAGUUUCACGUGGAGGAUGGCGAGGCAAAGCCACUGAAAACCUAUGUAUCCAAAAGGAAAAGUGUCGCCUUCGCGCUAAUUAUGAUCACGAUCAUUAUCAUGUAGGACCGAUGCAGAUCUCACUUUCUGGGUCGCUCUGCAGGACAAAUGAGCCAUUUUUUUUAUUGAUAUAAAUAUUGUAGUAAUGUCAAUGUGCCAUUUCCCUUAAACUGCCCUGCUUUUCCUUUUGCAAUGCAUACUCUCCCGAACAGUACAACUGCUUGCGAUCGAUGCUGGAGGCGGAGUCGAUUGAGAUAGCCAACGACUACGAAGGCAACCACUGGGACUACGAGGCGUGUGCAACAGCAGCAAUCAACGUCGUGUACUCAUUGGAGCUUGGUGCUUGUUGUGUUUCUUGCUACUAAGUGGUAAACUCUUCCUUGUACUUGAUAACAAUGCAGCUUCGUUUUUGAUGGGUAUCGGAAGUGGACAGCCCACAGAGUAGAAGAUUCUGAUUUAUUCCCGGAUUCGAACAAUAACAGGCGUCUUUGCUGAUUCCGCAUGAGAAAGAAAACCAAAACUCCAAAUCAGCUCCAUCUGCGGCACAUGGACGGCCUACAACGCCCAGUUUGCAAAAGUCCUGUGGAGCUUGUGCGCAAAGGAGGACUGGAAUCAUAGAAGAGUGGUACGAUCUCAAUCUCAAUUUUUGGUUCCUGCAACAACUAUAAGAUUCAUCGCAUGAGAAAAUGAAAAAUGAUACACUGCAUGAGCAUGACAGACGCGACCUAAAAUGAAACAAAAAGGUGCGCGCCCUGGAGAUUGCCUACGAGGACGCGGGGACGAAGUGCAACACCAACGAGUACCCGGAUAAUGAACUGCUCACUGUCGUGUUGUACGCAUUGCGAAAGUAUCGCACUUCUAGUAUUUGAAAAAUCGCAUGACAAAUCUUCUCGACGAGAGGAAAAAGGAUUUGUAAUGCCGAUUUCGGUAGAGUGGUAGAUUUGUCCAUGCAAGACAGCAAUUGUUAAUAUAGGAGUGCGAGUUACUUUUGCACCGCAUACGCUGGGCAUCACGGGGUUAGCCCUGACCUUUCUCUGUCUCACCAUCGGAAAACCCAUGGACCGGGCUUUGUACCCGUUGAAAGGGGGAUAUGGAACUGUCAGGAUCGAAAUUGACAAAGUCGAAAAAUUUGUGAUGCAUAAAAUGCAUGACGCGAAGCACGUGUGUUGCAGAGCAGGCAAGUGAGGCCGAUUGUAAGCCUGUUUGGGGUUAUAGCUCGAGCUGCUAAAGCAGCUUGAGAGAAUCAGUCUUCUUUGCCUAAAUAGCAUUACAAACUGGAUUGAGGCACCACCAGAAUUUGUCAUGCGCCACUCAGAAACUGUAACUGGGCUCGAACUGGAAUCCAUUUUAUGCAUCACAAAUUAUUUCGAUUUUGUUGAUUUCGAUCCUGACACUUCCAUAGGGGAGCGUCGCCCAUGGCGACCGGGGCGCCGUGAGUGGAGUUGCCGGCGAUGGCGCAGAAGUAGCAGCCCAUUGUUGUUGAAGAAGCACGGAGGUUGAAAUUUAUGAAGAGAAAAUAUCAUAUUAACCCGAACUCAUAAAAGCUAUCGGCGCUGUACGUAGGUCGAGGUUCGUAGCAGCUGCAGCAUCGUGGGACCAAAUAAAGCGAUGCAGCGCUUAUUUUCAUUGAGGAGGCGGAGAGAUACCUACAAAAAUAAACUAUCGAAGCUACAGUAUAGUCUAUUUUCGAUAAAACACCGAUAAAAGUACAAUCAAACCAUCAGAAAUGCUGCACACAUCAACGGUCGUUUUGAAGUCGCGGAUUCUUUUACUACUUGAGCCAAGCGAGCCUGAAGAGAUCAUGGCUUUGGCCUCUUACAACACGCGCUUGAUGUAGAGUCGAUGUCGAACGUGAUUUUUUUCGCACAGUAAAAUGAAAGCGUUGUAAUUUUUGUAGCGGUACGAAGAAGAACUAGAACAGAA
Molecule: messenger RNA, 4295 nt
Organism: Amoebophrya sp. A120
Lineage: Eukaryota; Dinophyceae; Syndiniales; Amoebophryaceae
Source: the annotation of a GenBank genome assembly